Messenger RNA from Hibiscus syriacus, 1026 nucleotides. Its product is annotated as NEDD8-specific protease 1-like. Gene Ontology annotation, molecular function: deNEDDylase activity; cysteine-type peptidase activity. Gene Ontology annotation, biological process: proteolysis. Bases 100 to 786 code for a protein of 228 amino acids. NCBI's taxonomy places the organism in Eukaryota, Viridiplantae, Streptophyta, Magnoliopsida, Malvales, Malvaceae. The record is from RefSeq and is a predicted model, not a curated record. The transcript is spliced from 2 exons.
CUUGAUACAACGGAGUCGUAUUCCGUAGGUGAUAAUCAACAUAAGAAGGAACAACAUUUCCGUUUCAUGUUUUCAGGAAUACGGAUUAGUAUCUAGGGCAUGGGGAAAUCUGCUGCAGAUGAAAUGAUUCUUAGUUACAAUGACGUUGUUCUUAGACGAUCGGACUUGGAAAUCCUCGGUGGUCCAUAUUAUUUGAAUGAUAGAAUCAUAGAGUUCUAUUUUAGUCUCCUAUCUGCAAGCCAUCCUUCACAGGACAUCUUGUUGGUUUCACCAUCGAUUGCUUUCUGGAUAACCAACUGUCCUGAUGUUGAUGGUCUCAAAGAUUUUCUGGAACCCCUUAAAUUGCCAGAUAAGAACCUCGUGCUUUUUCCAGUCAAUAAUAACGAUGAUGUGAGCUUAGCCGAAGGUGGAAGUCACUGGAGUUUACUUGCAUAUUACCGAAGUGCUAAUGUCUUUGUGCAUCACGAUAGCAGUCAGCAGAUGAAUAAGAGGCCUGCCAUGAAGCUGUAUAAAUCUGUAGUUGGUUAUAUCAGUGGUUCCUGUUCAGCUGGUAACGACAAAUAUCUAGAAUGCAGCGACACGCCUCAGCAAGUUAAUUGUUAUGAUUGUGGCUUAUAUGUAACGGCUACCGCAAGAACUAUAUGCUCCUGGUAUGAAAGUAGUGAAAGCAAAAACGAUGAGGAUUUGUGGUUUUCUGCUGUAAAGGAGCAGGUUACUCCAUUGGCGGUCUGUGAGCUGAGAAAAGAGAUAUUGAGGCUGAUCAAAGAUCUGAUGGCCAAGCAAUGAGAGUUUCUGAAUCACGAUUUAAGACUGAAGGAUGGGGUCGGGUGGAAUCGAGUGUGUGUGCAAGGAGAUGAAGUUGUUCUUCUAUUUCAUGGAUCUUGUAUAAAUUUCUCGUCUCUCUUUCGAAGUUCGGGACUUGAUCUAUUUUCUGGAAUAGCAACUUAAAGCAGGCAAUGUAUCAGUAAUUUCCUUUCCUUUCCCCCCCCCUAUUCUAUUGUUAAAUGAAAACUCUUUAUUCUCGAA